This is a messenger RNA of Oldenlandia corymbosa var. corymbosa, 1539 nucleotides long. NCBI's taxonomy places the organism in Eukaryota, Viridiplantae, Streptophyta, Magnoliopsida, Gentianales, Rubiaceae. The record is from the annotation of a GenBank genome assembly.
UCAUGAUUGACUUCGUAAUCAGAAUCGUACAUCAAAUUUUCUCAUUUUCUGCUAUACUUAGUAUACUACCAGCUCAUCAUCAUCAGUCUCACUCGGAAGCAUUUCAGCCAUGGCAUCUAUCCCUUCCAAAAUGAAGGCCUGGUCUUAUAACCAAUACGGCAAGGCCGAAGAUGUCCUCAAGUUUGAAUCCGAGGUUGAUGUCCCCGACAUCAAAGAUGACCAAGUUUUAAUUCAUGUUCAAGCCGCUUCCCUAAAUCCAAUUGAUACGAUUCGGAUGCACGGUUUCUUCAAGGACACCGACUCUCCUCUCCCGAUCGUUCCGGGAUAUGAUGUGGCCGGUGUCGUUGUCAAAGUGGGUAGCGCCGUGAAGGAAUUCAAGGUCGGGGAUGAGGUCUAUGGAGACAUAAAUGAAAACUCUUUAAUUAAACCCAGCCGAUUUGGGUCUGUGGCGGAGUAUACUGCUGUGGAUGAGAAGGUGCUUGCUUUGAAACCCAAGAAUCUGAGUUUCGUUGAGGCGGCUAGUCUCCCUCUCGCCGUUGAAACAGCUUACGGUGGCCUUGAAACCGUUGACUUUUCUGCCGGCAAAUCACUUCUUAUUCUCGGGGGUGCUGGCGGUGUCGGAACUCUCGCCAUUCAGCUAGCAAAGACGGUAUUUGGUGCAUCUAAAGUGGUGGCCACUUGUAGCUCUGCCAAAUCAGAGUUACUCAAAAGCUUAGGUGCUGAUGCGACAAUUGACUACAAGACCGCAAAUGUUGAAGAACAUCCGGAGAAAUUUGACGUGGUUUUUGACAUGACUGGGGAAUCUGGUAAGGCAUUGAAGCUGAUAAAAGAAGGUGGUAAAGUGGUGUCAAUCAUUGGGACUGCAGUUCCUCCAGCUAUCCGCUUUGUCAUCUCAUCAUCUGGAGCUGUCCUCAAGAAAUUGAAUCCUUACUUUGAAGAAGGAAAGGUGAAGCCAAUUCUUGACCCGAAAAGUCCAUUCCCGUUCUCUCAGGCUCUUGAAGCAUUUACCUAUCUGGCAUCUCGCAGCGCUACAGGAAAGAUUGUCAUACAUCCAAUUCCCUAAACACUAGUCAGCUUCCUCCGGCCUUGGAAUUUUUAUCCUCUCCUCCGGGAUGACCUAUAGAUUUCUUAUGUUUUCUUUUUGUACUUGGGAUCUAUGUGUGAUGGAAUAAAAGAACUGUGAUUUUGCUUCAUCUUGACAUUAUUACUGUCCUUGCUCUAUUAAUAUGCUGCUUGUCUAUCUGGUAGAUGUGCUGAAAAGCCUGGAACUUUUGCUAUUGUUGUCUACUUGUCUUUAUGUCAUUCAGUCAUUGUGGCCAACUUUGACUAGGAAGGAAGCUGGUUUUCUUGAUUGAAUGUUUAGUCCCACAAACAUCCACCUGCGUUUAUUCCUUUCUUAAAUUGUGGGGAACAGAAUUUUUUUUCUUUUAAUGCAUUGAUUAUGAUUUGAGAGGAAAUUUUGUUUAUGAAUACCACCUGUUGGCCCCUGCUAGCAACUACGUACUACUAACUGAUCUUUUUAAUAUACUCCAAUCCCCC